AUGGUCAAGUUCCGCGGUAUCGAGAUCUCCAUCAUCUCGCAAUUUGAUAUCCGCAAGCUACCAGAGUUUCGUUUCGUCGCAAAGUCCGAAGCCGACCCUUUCACUGAGCCACCACCCUCACCGAGCGCUAGUGCGGUUGCCUCCUGCUACGUACCCAUCUAUGCAGGCAGCCAAAUUUGGUUCGAGUACGCCAUCGAAGGACCACAUCCACCUGGCGCCGGUUACUUCUUCAAACUCUUCCUGGAUGGCCAGCUUAUGACGUCGUGGGAUUGCGUCGAAAAGCAUGAAUACUGCGGCAAGACCAUGUACAACAUCAUCUGUGACGACAAGCACGACAUCAGAGGAGCCCCUCACAUGAUCCGACAGGCAGCUUCGUUCAACAGUGCCUUUGAUGGGGAAGCGGACCCUGACGAAAAGACAGAUGUGGUUGAGAUUCGUGUGUAUCGAAUUGAGCAUCGCCAACGUAUCCGUGACUUCGAUAUUGGCACUGGUGAGAAUGCUGUCGGCAGGAAGUCCACAAACAAUAUUCGGAUUUCUGACGGAGGCCUCCUCGAGCCAAACUUCCCACAUCGUCGGUACAAGUAUCAGCUCCUUGAUCCGACCGAUGAGCCAUACGCUACCUUUCGCUUCUAUUACCGCACCCUUGACUUCCUCAAACGCCGCCAGAUCGUCGAGAGCGCCCCUGCCAGCUAUUCCAGGUCUUCUUCUGCGACAUCUUACCAUGAUGCGCCUUCCAAUGCCGACAACUCAAGCCCUGCUGCAAGCGAUGAUACUGCUACGCCAGCCAAGUCAUCGCCCUACCCUACAGACCAGAGCCUCAAGAGUCCCGCCUCGAAAGCUUCGAACGCCUGCCCUCCACCAAGCGAAUCCGAAGAAUCCCUCAGUCUCGUCACCAAAGACAGCAUAGAAGACCUUCCCUCCAGCGUGCCUCGCUCGCCGAAAUCUCCAAAGUCGCCAAGGUCUCCCAGAUCGCCCAAGUCACCUCUCAGACACGCCGAAACCUUCGAUGAGAUCCUCGAAAACAGCCCCGAAGCGCUCCCUCCUCCACCACCGCCCCCAAGCCCAACGAAGAUGAGCCGCCUCUCGCCUCGUCGCCUGCUCAAGAAUGACAUGACAGUCAAGAUCAAUGGCACGGAGUUCAACAUUGAACGUCGGCCCAGUCGCCCACUCAGUCCAUUCACAAGCGGCGGAAUGCUUAGAAAGCUCGUCCCGUCAUCUGCGCCUCCCAAUGUUACUGAGUUUGGUCCGACUGUCAGAGAUGAAGUUGAGAAGCUGGAGGAGCGAGUCAGGAGGAAUGAUGGAGAGGCUCCGCCUAUGCCAGUGGUCAAGCUCACAACAACGACAAGAGUGGAGCGGGGUGGGAGCAGACUGAUAGGAUUUCUGGCUGGGCGCAUCUCGAAGCGAAGCACGCAGUAG
Molecule: messenger RNA, 1416 nt
Organism: Cyphellophora attinorum
Lineage: Eukaryota; Fungi; Ascomycota; Eurotiomycetes; Chaetothyriales; Cyphellophoraceae
Exons: 4
Coding region: 1-1416 (471 amino acids)
Source: RefSeq, a predicted model, not a curated record